Schistocerca serialis cubense is the source of this 1581-nucleotide messenger RNA. RefSeq names its product GATA zinc finger domain-containing protein 14-like. Lineage: Eukaryota; Metazoa; Arthropoda; Insecta; Orthoptera; Acrididae. The record is from RefSeq and is a predicted model, not a curated record. The transcript has 5 exons. The coding region runs from base 1 to 1581 and encodes 526 amino acids.
AUGGAACAACAAUCAAGUAAUGCAAACAUGGAUACACAGACACUUUCAGACACAGAAAUUAAUACAGACACGCAAACACAUCAAAAUAAUCCGCUACAGACACAAAUAAACGCCGAGAGGAGCAAUUCAGAACCAAACCUGACAGACCACGUCACGUCUAAUGACGCGGCGGGGGCAAGCUCAUUUUGCAAUCAAAAUUUUGGCGCUAUACUGAAUUCAAUUUUGGAAGGCAUAUCCAAUAUUAAGCAAGAUAAUGACGAAAAAUUCUCACAAUUAAUGACAGACAAUGCAGCCUUCAGAAAUGACAUAAAAUCAGACUUCGCCAUACUGACUCAAAAGGUAGAUGAAAUUAAUACACGUCUUUCCAAACAGGUCGACGAUCUUACGGAAAAAUUCGAAAAUUUAGAAUUACGACAAAGCGACAAUGCCAAUCACAUCCAUGACUUGACAAAAACCUGUGAAACUAUUAAUUGCAAACUAGAAUCAAACACGCACGCAUGUGACGAAAUUAAUUUAAAGGUGAAUACAAUAGAAACAAACGUAGCUGACAUUCACAAACAGAUUCACACAACAAUACAGAUAGAGGCUGAACCCCAUUUGCAAGUAAUCGAUGACGAUAUGCAAACAAAGACAACUCAAUGUCAGGUACAACCCAAUAGUACACCCACUACACAUUUUUACACACACAGAAGAAAAUCUCGAUUCGGGAAUGAACACAUGUACUCACACGAAUUUCAACACUCAAAUACACAAUACACUGACACGCAUAGCAACAGAUACCCAUCACCUGAAAUACAAUACAAUUAUCAUUCUGAUGAAGAACCAUGUACACACAGGGAAGAAUUCAAUGAUUACACGGAAAGAAACAGACGAACACGUAACAAAGAAGAAGAAAGUCUAUUCAAGCACCAACAAGAACCAACACACAACUCACGCAGUAGGAAUCAACAUGUCUACAUUGCUACAUUACCAAACACACAGCAAAAUUCACAACACACAGUAAACAUGCAAAACAGUCACCACAACUCACAGCUGCACACAAACAACAACUACAACUAUACACAGGGAGAUAACCCGUACAAAAAACGAAGAAACAACAAUUUUAAUUCAAGAAGCAAUAAUGGAAACAACAACGGACACAAAGCAAAACACAAACACUGGCAAAGAAACAACAACACAGAUUACACAAGAAAUGGAACACUUACACCGCACUUUAAUCAGAACGACAACCAGUAUGAUGUGAGACAGUGGCAAACACCGCAACCGCCACCACAAAAUCAUUUCAGAUGCCAAGGGAAUUUUGCGCAAACAAGCAACACAAACCAACAAGUGACUUCAGCCAAACGAAACCAGACAGGUGAUUGGCAAAGACAAUAUCCAAAUAUUAUACGUGAGACUGACAUAGAUUCCACACAGCAACCUGUAUCACACGGUGAGGUAGUGAAUGAUGUACUUACACAAAUUAAUUCUAAGUUAUCAGAAUGUGAUGCUAUUAAUGAAGAGGAGAGAUCCCAGCAUAAACAUAUUUUACUUAAGAAUAAGGAUGUUUUCACUAGUAAGCCAGACAAGCUGACAGACUAA